CAGGGGCCGCCGCGCUCAGUCCACCGCCGCCACCUCAGCGGAGCUUGGUCCCGACAGACGCUCACUGCCUGCAGCCCGCCGCCUGGCACUGACGGUCCUGCACGCCCGCCGCCGCCGUCCCCGGCGCUCCCGAGUGUCUAUUAUGCCCACCUGUACAAGAACCAGGAGAUGAUGAGCCAUUAAUGUAAAAUAAGAUCUGGUUCUAAAGAAAGAGGCUCACUGGCCCAUUCAUCAAACUUGAGAGAUGUUGAAAAUUAAACACACGCAGUUCAUCCAUGAGCUCAGAUUUCCCACAUUACAACUUCAGGAUGCCUAAUAUUGGAUUCCAGAAUCUGCCUCUCAACAUAUAUAUUGUGGUUUUUGGCACUGCUAUAUUUGUCUUCAUCCUUAGUUUACUCUUCUGUUGCUACUUGAUUAGGCUAAGACAUCAAGCGCACAAAGAAUUUUAUGCCUACAAACAGGUUAUAUUAAAAGAGAAAGUAAAAGAACUGAAUUUACAUGAGCUCUGUGCAGUGUGUCUAGAAGACUUCAAGCCUAGAGAUGAGUUGGGGAUUUGUCCAUGUAAGCAUGCCUUCCACAGAAAGUGCCUUAUUAAGUGGCUGGAGGUCCGGAAAGUGUGUCCACUGUGCAACAUGCCAGUUCUGCAGUUGGCCCAGUUGCACAGUAAGCAGGACCGUGGACCCCCACAGGGGCCCCUGCCCGGGGCGGAGAACAUUGUAUAGCUCGCCACAUGGAUCAGACUGUUGUGGGAUCCCACGUCUGCGUGGAGGCAGGAGGAACACACGUGGUCUCUGUGUUGGCUGCUCUACCUGGGGCACCAGCCGUUUCCUUUGCCUCAUGAAGAACUCUUGGGCCAGCUAAGCUGAGCACCCAGACUUCUGGGUCUUGUGACAACCAAAGCACGCUGACACUACCCCAUGUCAAGAGAAGAGGAUGAAUGAGCCUGCGGGUCUGGUUCAAGAAACUUCAUGAGAGCCUCUUGCUGACUCCAUUACACGCUGUCUCCCUUGUCAAGGUGAAUCUUUCUCAAGCAGAAGGGAAGAGAAACAGAAGUGUUAGAGAUGGGAACUGAGGGCAGGUCUUUAAAGCCACCCCUCCCCCACCCCAUGGACACGUGAGCUUCUCUGCAGACUGUGCAUGCCUUAGCAGCAGCAAACCCUCCCGGCAGCCCCUGAGCCAAGUAAAACCAGCAGUUACCUCAGCCGAAGCACGACCAGUUGGCGGUGGUUAGUGAGGCAGUGCCAACAAAGCUUUUCACGUUAUGUUCCCUUGAUAAGUCCAUCUUGGAACUUAAGGGCGUUGGUUACAACAGAGCAGCAGUGCCCCCAUCACUGCUUCUCCCUGCUUCACAACACUUGCUUAUCAAAUCAUCUAACCUAAAACCAUUAGAUGUGCUUGGAAAGGCCUGGUCAGAAGCCAUUUCCUCUUAUUCUCCCCACCCCCACUCCCCGCCUCACCAGUGAGGCACAGCCAAGCCACCAGCCUGUCAGGAGCCCCAGCAGGAGGUGGGCCUCUGAGCCCAUGCUGUCCCUGUGUGAUCCAGGGGACUUUGGGGUGCUGCCCAUAUCCCCACAGAGUGGCUCCAGUGUAGCUGCUGGUCUUGGCCCACUGCCUCAGUAGGGAGCCCUGGGAGCCCCUCAGACCGCUGAGAAUGGCCAGUGCUCCUGGCCCCGCUGAGACAAAGGAAGAUGGGAACUCCUGGCCUCUCCUCUCCUUCCUUCCCUGUGUUCUCUCUCUCUUGCCCCAUCUCUGUUUCUACAUCAGAGAAAAUGCCUGUCGUUGACUUUUUAACAAUGUAAAGCAUCCCAGAUAAGAUCCCUAUGUAGUUCUUUAGCCAGGGAUCCACUUGAAAUUGUAAAUAGUUUCAGGAAGCUCCUGCAGGGCUGUUCACUCAUUGGUGUGUGCCUCAGUAUUCAGACUUGGAGAACUAAUUGAAAGUGUCUUUGUAAGAGUGAAAUGCAUGCUACUCUUUGGCUCUUUCUGUCCAACUUUUUUAGAAAUGACUCUGAGUCUGGUAGGAUUCAUGAAGAUUGCAUAGAUUAGCUGUGUGAAACAGCAUUGGGUCAGAAAGAAAGUUCUUUUUCACAGCCCUGUUCUCCACCUCCUUCCAUUACAGGGAUGGGCUUGUUAACAGCGUUGCCUCUGCUCCAUUGCACCAGUGUGAGUGGGGACGUUUGUCAUUGGAAAUAGUCCGCGUGGUGUGGAGAGAGGAUGGGGGAAGCUUUGCUACGCUGUUCAUGGCAUGUCUCUAGGAAUUUUUUCUGGAAUCCAGCCUCUGCCAUCUUAGAAUGGAAGACGGAACCUGUCCUUGGCUCAGGCGGCUGGGGUCAGAUGAUGAGGAAAAUUCCCAUUAGCCUAGAAAAGUGCUGGGCAGAAUCCAGUUUGGAAAAUUACAAAUCCAGUUGGUCAGAAUUGGCUGUUUCUUAUGUGUGACCUAUUCGUGGUAUGCCAACUGGACUGCUUCUUAAACAGGGCAAGGAAAGUGUGGAAUAUUUUUACAUGAAAGCCUGAGCCUGUUUGGUACACAUGAACAGAACUAUUUGUGCACUCCCCCGUUCACCCUCGUUUCUGCGCGCUCUAUUCGUAGCACAAUAGUCGAAUACUGCAAAGCACCCAGUUUACAGUGAAAUGUUUUCAGUGACCAAUGUCAGAAGUAGGCUUGUUUCUGGACUAGCCUCAUUAAUGGCCAACACCCACCCUUUUCCACGGAAUGGCCUUAGGACAAAUGUCAUCUUGUCAUUUUGGUGUUUGAAUAGGAAAGAGAAUUUUUUCCCAACAAAGGUGGAAUGCUUGUGUUCUAUUUUGCAAAUUGCUUUGAUUCAGUCUUUGUAGGAUUACAGCCUUUUUCUGUCCUUUUGUGUCAGUCCCAAGGAGAGUCUCACCGAGUCCCUGUAUUCAUAGGAAGGUAGAUUAAUUCAUUUCACUCUGUGACAGCUAAAGGCAAGUUGAGAUGGUUGGUGCACUGGCCCAGAGGCACAGAGCCCAAAUAAUUUGGCCUGUGGAGGAAAGCUCGUGUGUGCUGUGCAGUCUCCACUGGGCACCAGUGGGUCUGCUGUGCCCCAUGAGGUGCCACUAACAUGAUCUCAACACUUGUGAAUGUGGAAGGCUUUUUAAAAUGCAGCUCUUCCACUGGGGUGGGGCUGGACGCUGGAAUGCUGAGUGCCUGCUCUGCUUAUAGUCAUCUCCCCUUUCUUGGCUUGGUGACCUACUGCUACAUGGCCAGUGUCACUUGGCAGUAGUUCCUGCAACUCAGCAACACAACCUGAAUGCAUUUGCCCCCCACAUCUGGGUCCUCCUCCAGGACUCGUGCUGCACUGCUGUAACUGCAUAUGGCUGGGGUUUCAUUUACGUCUUCCUUCCGUUCUGAUUAAAAUCAGUUUUGUGUGACAGACAAGGUUAUAUUUUCAUCUGGACUUUUUUCUAAAGAAUGAGUCAGGAAUCCCUUAAUACACUUGGCUCAGCUCACGCCUCACAGUGAGGCUGCCCUGUCCACCUCUAGCUCCAAGAGUUGUCAGUGACCUUUUGUUAAUCUGUAGACAUGUGGGGACUCUGAUCUGCUCUUGGGCCACUGGCUAUGACAUGGUGAUUUUUUUACUUUGUCUUAAUGCAUCUUAAGCAGCUCCAAGACUGGGUGUUACUUGUGUGCCAUGGGUUAGUGGAGUAGAACUCAACCCCAACUGGAUUCCCCUGGUGGCUGAAUCAUUAUCUAGUUGCUGCCAGGGGCACAACUGAAUUCAGCUGGCUUUAGAAAUGGAACAGAUCCAGCCUGGCUUGAGUCUUGGUUGUCAUCUGUCACUCUUUGCCACAGUGUGAUUUGGUUAGGCCUGUCCCUGGAAGGGAGAAGGUGGCCCAUAGGGAAAUCUGGGCUGAGGGGUACAGGGACCUCCCACCGUUGCCAGAUAGCCUGUUCUUCACAUCUUGACAAAUUGAUAAAUGCAGAGAGCCUUUUCCCCAAUGUCAAGCUCCCAGGAUCCAUCAGAGAAAUGGCCUCAGGCCCUGUCCCUUUCCACAGCCUCCAAAGCCUGUUAUCUCCACGACCUGAUUCCACUCUGCUAAGCUACUCAUGACCAUUGUGAUUACUUUUCUGAGAGGCUUUCUGGGAAUUAUGAAAUGCACACUGGGAAGCAUCCCCAGAGUUCUGGACAGGAAGUGCUUAAAGGGAUUUGCACCACCCCCCUUUGCCAUUCACAGCCAUGUGCCUUUCUGCCAGUUAGCCUCAGUCUGUCUCCUGAUCUGCCACCCAGGGAUUGUAAUGGUGUCCUUACUGGCUCUUGCGAGGCUUCACCAUGUCCAGAGCCUGGCAGGCAAGUGACAGGCCUGGGGGUCGUGGUCACGUAGGGCUCCUCUGCUGUCCCAGGUCUGCUGGUUCCCUCUUCCCCAUCUUCUCUACUUACCUCCAUCUGCAUUUGCCCACAAUGCUCCCCAUUUGUUGUUCACUGAACAUGUCUUUUAAAUAGGUAAUCUCAUCACAUGGUUCACAAAUCAGUCCUUUCAUCCCUGACCUGCAGCAAGCCCAGCUUCUCACCCCUUGAGCACCCACUUUUGUCCCUUGUGUAUCCUUCCAGAGGUCAUUUAUGCAUGUACAAGCAAAUACACACACGUGUGUGUAUGUAAUUUUUUAACUCACGUGGUACUAGAGAACUGUCUUCGUGGAGUAUUCCUACUCAUGUGGGAAGAGCAAUACCAGAAGUCAGGAUAUCUGUAAAAGGUGAGCCCAGAACUGGGGGAUGACUUUGCAAUCACAUUCCUUUUGAAUAAGGAAGGUUUAUUGAUUGCAGCACACUGGAACUGAUUUUGUAUACAAAUAAGAAACGGCAGUUCCCCCCCUUACCACAGAUGUCCAGAUAACGCAGCACAACCUAUUUCGACUCUUACUGAUUUGACAGGACAUUCAAGAGCAGGCUCUGUAGCUAAGAACAGCAGUGCGGGCCUCGUCCAGGUCCAGCAGCCUUUGCAGUGGCCUGGACAAGCUGCCCUCCACCCCCACCUUGGCCGGUUCCAGGUGAAGCCCGUCCAGCGGUGACGUCUGGUGACAAGUCUUACUUUCUUAGGUGAGCUCACGUUUUUGAGACAGGAGUUUGAGCAGCAGCAGCAACUGACUGCUGAGACAUCAAUCUUGGGCAGAUGUCUCAGAUGUUGCUAAGCAAGUAGUUGGCCAGUCUCAGAAUUAACGAAAGAUGUUCAUGGAUCUGGCUCCCUUCCCCCCCCCCCCUUGCACACAAAGAAAAUGCUAUCCACAGAAUGGCUUGUUUUUUCUUAGCUGAGCGAUCCCGCCACCUGUUGGCAGCUCAGCUCGGGCCGGGACUCGAACUGCUGUUGCUCAGAGCUCGCACUCUUGAGCGAGCUCUUAACCAGCUGAGCCACUCAGCCGGCCCUCCACAGAAUGUUCUUGAAGCCAACACUUUCUCCAUUUUAUGACCUAAAUCACCCCAUCUUUAAAAGAUACUUUGAGUUCAUUUUUGGCCCCAGAUUAAAGCUGCUUCCUUCCGGCAGCCCUGGGGAGUGUGGUAUCGACUCAUGCCUCUCUGUCGUCACCCACCUGCCCAGUGUCCUGCCACCCAGAGCAACAGCCUAUGGUUUCCUCAGGAUUCUGAGUACAACUUGAGCCCCUGACCUGAAACUUGAAUAGGAAUUAUAUGUGCAACUCCCAUCUGUCACUUAAAUCUCUGGCCCUGAGUUUAGUGUCUUUCAUGUUAGCUGUUACGAAUUUCAGUGAAGAUGAACAUGUCUAAAUUCACGAUGGAACAAUACAGGUGAAAUUUGGAGUUAACUAGCAAAUGCUGGGCCAUGGUUCUUAAACAGAUAAGAUUAAUGUACUUCCAUUUGAGUGUCAGGAGAAAAAGAGGCUUGUUAGAUCAUCUGUCAUUUUUCCAGUUGUUUUAGAGGCCAAAUUGUUCCAGUUUUACUCCACUUUUAGACCAAGAAUCAGCACUCUCUGCUUACCAAUCCAGUGCUCACUUCUGUGGUUACGGGGUCAGGGAGAACCCCCUGCCUGCUCCAGGGACAUGGACCUAGAAAGUGGGCCCCACCAGUGUCAAGGGACUCAUUUGUCCUUUGAUGAAGCUCCUUUCAGCUCUGUGCCAGGACAAGCCCGGAGGAUCUGCGCCUUGGGCCAGCUGCACGCCAUCCCCGUCUGCCCCUCCCUUCCCCUCCCAGGCUCCACUAGAGCCAGUAGGCAGGUGGGGCCAGUGUUACCAAGUCCCUCCUGGUGACCUGUCUUCCAAGAUAGUUUUCCUGAUAACUUUGUCUCUGGGUCUCUUGACAGGAAGAGGGGUAGUUUAGUCUUGUAGUUUAGCCCAUUGGGGUUCCUUCUCUAGAUAUUAUAUAACCCCUUCAAAAAAAGGUUUAUGAAAUGCUGAGCCUCAGGUUUCAUAGACGUGUUUGUACACUAAGAAUUCUGCAGCAGAAUAUUUUUAAACAUUCGCAGUUUUUUGUAAGCUAUAUUUUUGUAUAUUUAAUUGCUAUUUUAAAAUUUUA
This is a messenger RNA of Hipposideros armiger (great roundleaf bat), 6477 nucleotides long. It is a transcript of the gene RNF24, whose product is annotated as ring finger protein 24. Gene Ontology annotation, cellular component: endomembrane system. Lineage: Eukaryota; Metazoa; Chordata; Mammalia; Chiroptera; Hipposideridae. The transcript has 7 exons. Gene Ontology annotation, biological process: proteasome-mediated ubiquitin-dependent protein catabolic process. The record is from RefSeq and is a predicted model, not a curated record. Gene Ontology annotation, molecular function: zinc ion binding; ubiquitin protein ligase activity. Bases 276 to 722 code for a protein of 148 amino acids.